AUGUCAACUUCACCUAACUUUAACAUUAAUCUUGAGAGCGUUCUCUUCUUAAAAGCUUUAUAUGAAUUGGCUGUAAUAUGCUUUUUAUCUUACACUAAUUCUGACCUCUUACUAUUCCUAGACUCUUCACUUUUCUUAUACUAA
Molecule: messenger RNA, 144 nt
Organism: Funneliformis mosseae
Lineage: Eukaryota; Fungi; Glomeromycota; Glomeromycetes; Glomerales; Glomeraceae
Source: the annotation of a GenBank genome assembly